Messenger RNA from Symbiodinium pilosum, 549 nucleotides. NCBI's taxonomy places the organism in Eukaryota, Dinophyceae, Suessiales, Symbiodiniaceae. The record is from the annotation of a GenBank genome assembly.
AUGGCAUCCAAGCGCGGAUCCUUUGGCGCCACGGUGGCCGUGGGCCUGGCCCUGGUGGCCGCCUGGAGCUGCCUGUGGAGACACGCAGAUGAGGACUUUGUGACGGGCGUGUCUGUGCAGCCCCGUGAGUCGGUGGUGGCCCGCUGUGCUGUCGACAAGGCGAUGAAGGAUCGCCUUGCAUCCGUAGCCAAGACCGCCAAGCUAACGGAUGCCAUGCGAGUGGUUGCCGCAGCCAAGGUGCGCAACGCCCAGAACGGUGUGGAGAAGCAGCGGCCUUUCACCGACGAGCUCCUGAGCAUGAUCAAGGGCCUGGUCAAGCGGCUGAAGGGCAGCGGGUUCGAGGCAGAGCUACCCAUGCUGCGCGUGCCAGAGAAGGUCACCAACGUGGGCAUCCUGAUGAUCACCGCCAACCGAGGCCUGUACGAGCAAGCUGGAGCUGAUGUAAAGGAGUCAUUGAGCGGCUGGGCCAAGCAGCAAGAGGCUGCGCUUGCCGAAGACCAGGAUGAAGUGGACCGCCUUCGAAAGGCGCUAGAAGAAGCACGCCGCUGA